AUGCAGCCGAUUUCGGGAAGAGUGGAUCCCAAUCAGGCCUUAAAAGCGUUCAAAGCCCUGAGUGCAUUCACGGAUCGUCGUCGCGAGAAAAAGAGCGAAAAUGAACUUCCUUUAGAUGGCCCUGGAUCUCUUGGCGCCGCAAAAGAUGCCGAACAUACAGUGUGGCUUCAAGUCACCAUCAAGGAUCUGAGUCCGACGCGAAAAGUCAAACCUACACGCAUCCCAUUGGCACACUCGCUUUUGGACGACGAGGCUGUGGUGUGCUUGCUUACGAAAGAUCCUCAGCGCGAAUACAAGGACCUGCUUCACGAGAAAAACAUUCGCGCGGUGAACCGCGUCGUUGGCGUCGAAAAGCUCAAGGGUAAAUUCAAGCCUUUUGAUGCGCGUCGCGAACUUGUGCGGGACCAUGACUUGUUCCUUGCAGAUGAGCGUAUCGUUCCGCUACUCCCGAAACUAUGUGGGAGUGUGUUCUACAAAGACCGCAAAUUUCCCGUGCCUGUUGACCUUACCAACCGCAAACGUUUGGCAGAGACUAUUGCCAAGGCGAUUGCGUCGACAUAUUAUAUGCAGAACAAAGGGUCCUGCAACUCGAUCAAAAUUGGGUUCCUGGACCGCCACAAGCCGGAGCAACUGGUUGAAAAUUUGGCAUCGGCGCUUCCUGCGAUUGUAUCCCGUGUUGAAGGCAAGUGGGGAAAUAUACAGAACAUUGAGGUUAAGACGGGUGUAAGCGCAGCACUGCCGAUUUGGAACUGUAGUCUUGGCGAUGGCGAAGAUGUGCGGUGGUCUGCGCCCGUGAAAGAGUUGGAUGAGGCCGACGAAGACGACGAAGACGACGACGACGACGAAGACGACGAAGAUGAAGACGAAGAUGAAGACGAAGAUGAAGACGACGAAAACAUCCCAGUCGCUCCCAAGAAGCGCAAGUUGGCCACUGCCACCCGAGCCCCAGCUCCGAAACGCAAGUAG
Messenger RNA from Malassezia vespertilionis, 966 nucleotides. RefSeq names its product proteasome-interacting protein cic1 (gene CIC1). The transcript is spliced from 2 exons. Gene Ontology annotation, cellular component: 90S preribosome. The record is from RefSeq and is a predicted model, not a curated record. Lineage: Eukaryota; Fungi; Basidiomycota; Malasseziomycetes; Malasseziales; Malasseziaceae. Bases 1 to 966 code for a protein of 321 amino acids.